Sebastes umbrosus (honeycomb rockfish) is the source of this 1985-nucleotide messenger RNA. RefSeq names its product prenyl (decaprenyl) diphosphate synthase, subunit 1 (gene pdss1). Bases 64 to 1347 code for a protein of 427 amino acids. Gene Ontology annotation, biological process: isoprenoid biosynthetic process; ubiquinone biosynthetic process. The transcript has 11 exons. Lineage: Eukaryota; Metazoa; Chordata; Actinopteri; Perciformes; Sebastidae. Gene Ontology annotation, molecular function: prenyltransferase activity. Gene Ontology annotation, cellular component: transferase complex; mitochondrion. The record is from RefSeq and is a predicted model, not a curated record.
UCCGGUUCCUCUUCUAAUAUAUAACCUAUCCCUGACCACGGGUGGAACUCAAGGUGUGGAAACAUGAUGGCGUGCCCGUGGUUGAGGCAGUGCAGCAGGAGGUGGAGUAGUGCAAACUGUAGCACGAGUACGAGUUUAUUAGAGACAGUGUGGCAUUUAAACAACAGGUCCUUGUCCACGUUGUCCUCUUCUGUGGGGCGGAGAUCCUGGAGCUCCGGGCCGGGGAACGGGGGGCAGCCAGCAGCCCUAUCAACACAGCUACACCCAAAAACAUUUAACUUUACCACAUCUUUCCCCAGACACAGGUCACGGUUGCUGAAUCCCACACUACAGUCCUGCUGUUGCAGAAAGAGCGUACACAGCGAUGUGAAGCUGAAGGACCCCUUCAUGUUAGCCCAAAAAGAUUUAACAAAUUUAUAUGAUGACAUCAGAAAGGAGCUAUUUGUAUCCAGAGAAGAGCUGAAGUCUCUAUGCGACUACUACUUCGAUGGAAAGGGCAAGGCCAUCCGACCGCUGAUUGUCGUCCUGAUGGCCCGGGCGCUGAACUCCCACAGCAACAGAACAGCAGAUUUGCUCCCGGGGCAGAGGACGGUAGCGAUGAUCACAGAAAUGAUUCACACUGCGAGCCUUGUGCACGAUGACGUCAUAGACGGGUCAGAUAAACGGAGGGGGAAGAGAACCAUCAAUGAAGUUUGGGGUGAAAAAAAGGCCAUCUUAGCUGGAGAUUUGAUCCUUUCAGCCGCCUCCAUGGCCAUGGCUCGUAUUGGUGACAACACGGUGGUAAAACUGAUGUCCCAGGUGAUUGAGGAUCUGGUUCGAGGUGAAUUCAUGCAGCUGGGCUCCAAAGAGAACGAGAACGAGCGAUUCAAACACUACCUCGAGAAAACCUUCAAGAAGACGGCAAGUCUUAUCGCAAACAGUUGUCAAGCAGUUUGCGUUCUGGUAACUUCUGAUCCUGAAGUUCAUGAAAUCGCCUUUAUGUACGGGAAGAAUGUCGGCAUCGCAUUUCAGCUGGUAGAUGACGUCUUGGACUUCACAUCGGGAGCCAGUCAACUGGGGAAGCCCUCGGCUGCAGAUCUCAAACUGGGCUUGGCCACUGGGCCGGUCCUGUUUGCUUGUCGACAGUUUCCUGAGCUCCAUGCAAUGAUCAUGAGACGUUUCAGCACUAAAGGAGACGUAGAUCGAGCCUGGCAGUACGUCCUUCAGAGCGACGGCGUGGAUCAGACCAAAUACCUGGCCCAGCGCUACUGUCAAGAAGCCAUCCGGCAGAUCAGCAUGCUGAGGCCGUCGGAAGAGAGAGACGCCCUCAUCAGGCUCACUGAGAUGGUGCUCACCAGAGAGAAGUGACCCUCCACUGCCAGGCUUCACUUAAGGCAGCUACCUGUGGGGAAAAAAGCAACUCGCCCUCUCUCACCCAGCUCCCGUGUUUGCGCUGACAUCGGUCAAACAAAAAAACGUCAGAAGCGAUGGGAGUUUGGUCUGGAAGGGCUGGUUUGCUAAAAAAAAGACACCAUAUAUACAAAUACACUGUUUUUAGUGCAAAUCUUUUGAUUCAGCCUUCCUGAAUGGUAUCAACAGAUGAUUUUUGGAAAAGGAAAAAUCAUGGAUGACGCUGAAAACUACAACACAAACUCUUCAACAUCAUUCAGUACUGUAAUUUGCAACUUCCUCCCAUGCUUGAAACUAGCCACCUUUGACGGACAUUUUGUUACAUGCUAGCGUUGAGCUGCGGCGGCGGCGGCGUUGCGACAUCUGUGUAAUUCCAAACACAACGGAAGUGAAUCAUUGUCAUCGGUGUGUUUUGUUGGAUUAUAGUUCUUCACAAUCCGUCCACACCUCAGAGGCCAAACAGUCAUGUGACUUUCUGACUUGUGAAAUGUUAUAAUGGUUACUUAUUUAAUGCAUUGUAACAACAUAAAGGCCUUAACAUCCUCAACGACUGUGCUCAAUAAACCUACAAUCAUGCUUUUUUUUAUUUAAUAAAA